AUGAACGUUCCUUUUGCAUUGAGAAAGAAAGUUGAGAAAGAACUAGAAUGCCUGGAACAAAAUGGAAUAAUACAGCCAGUCCAACACUCAGAAUGGGCCACCCCAAUUGUUCCAGUAAUGAAGGAGAAUGGCGAUUUUCGAAUCUGUGGCGAUUCUAAGGUGACUGUGAAUCAAGCUAUGAUUAUAGAUACAUGUAGUUACCCUCUACCUAGGAUUGAUGACUUGCUGGCCUCAUUAGCUGGGGGGCAAGCAUUUUCUAAAGUAGAUCUGGCCCAUGCCUACAUGCAGAUACAGUUGGAGGAAGAGGCAAAGCCACUUACAACAAUUAACACUCACAGAGGUCUGUACCAAUAUAACAGACUCCCUUACGGGGUUUCAUCUGCUCCUGUCAUUUUCCAGAGAACUAUGGAAGCCAUUUUACAGGGAUUACCAAAGGUAUUUGUGUACAUUGAUGAUAUACUAGUGACCAGGCAAACAGAAGCAGAGCACCUCAAGAACUUAGAUGAGGUACUUGGUUGA
This is a messenger RNA of Amphimedon queenslandica, 519 nucleotides long. RefSeq lists its product as uncharacterized. The transcript has a single exon. The record is from RefSeq and is a predicted model, not a curated record. NCBI's taxonomy places the organism in Eukaryota, Metazoa, Porifera, Demospongiae, Haplosclerida, Niphatidae. The coding region runs from base 1 to 519 and encodes 172 amino acids.